Camponotus floridanus (Florida carpenter ant) is the source of this 5477-nucleotide messenger RNA. RefSeq names its product cAMP-regulated phosphoprotein 21. Lineage: Eukaryota; Metazoa; Arthropoda; Insecta; Hymenoptera; Formicidae. Gene Ontology annotation, molecular function: nucleic acid binding. The record is from RefSeq and is a predicted model, not a curated record. The transcript has 17 exons. The coding region runs from base 1408 to 5322 and encodes 1304 amino acids.
UUUCCUUGUCCAUCGAUUUUUUCACAUCGAUAACUUUUCUGGAUGACGAAUAUCCCGCGAGAGACUGAUUAGAAAAUUAGAAUGUCGCGAUAAUCCGGGAGUCACGAGACUAAUUCGUCGAUAAUUUUAGUGCUGUUCAAAUCUGGACUGUCUAUCUCGACAGGACUAUAUCAGAUGAUUGCUUAAUCAUAUCCUCCGAGAAAAUUUUGUCAUUUGAAAUGUAUAAGAAGCGAGGGGAUCGCCAGAGAAAAUUGGAUGCUUGAUCGUAAUCUCGAAGCCUUCGCGUUUACAUUUUUUGCCGUAACAGAAAUAUCAUCGGCUUAUAUAUCUCCGGUAGAGAUUUUCGGUGUUCAUCAUAUUUCCCGCUCGUGGCAAAGGUCGAACGACGAUACGUUACGAGCGCUUUUACGAGCGAAAGGUGACCCAUGGGGAUUCCCGCGGUAAUAGUCGAACAAUCAACUAGGAAAAAAAGAGAAAAAAGAAAAUCCACACCUUCGUAGAUCGAAUCGUGCUCCGAUCGACGACUAGCUCCGAUCGCGUUGCCUUUAUGAGGCCAACCGCGUUUAUCGGCUGUAAAACGCACGCGGCUGGCCGAUAGUGCUUCACAAAAUUAUUUCACGUACAUGAAAUAAGAUGGAAAGACGGGAAUCGAAAGAACGAGACGAAUCAGUCGCCUUGAUAAAAACACGAUUCGACUUAAUAAAUAAAUCUAACGUCGAUUAAUUAUUCUCAAUUAAUCUCAAUUAAUUAUUAGCAAAUGCGACGAGUUGUCUCGUAAAAUCAUAUUUAAAAAGGAGAAUUUUGAGACGUGCAAUUUGAUCGGCAGGGAACAGGAAAAGUUCGGCUGAAUGAAGACGAGACGGGAAUAGAUGAACAAUGUGCACGGCGAUUGAUAAUCAUUGAAUAGUCGCGGGAAACAUCGAGCACGUAGAAGAAAUAAAAAUAGAGAAAGAGGGAGACUUGUGUGUGUGUGAGAGAGAAAGAGAGAGCGAGGAAAAAAAACGGGGAAAUGUGACGUGCGACUGAUCGAGAGCCGGCGAUCGAGAGCGGCUUGUGAUCGACGCGUCGCGGUCGAGAAUGGAUAAAUUUAUCCGCAUCGCGAGAGGAAUGCGGCAGAAGCGACGAGGAAGAGUGUACACGAGUACGCACCGCAGUCGCAUUUCCGAUAUAAAUUUAACGCGAUGAUUCGCGCGCUUUCGCAAUUAGCCGCUAUGGAGACUACUGAACUUAACUGGAGAGUGUACAAUGUCGGAAGGUGGACGUGCAGUGAUCUGGCUCCUAGUAUCAGCCCUUCGAGCUGCACGCCACCCGAAAGAUUCACGUACUAACUACUAAUUGCACCUGCGUGUUGAACCCCCCACCAGUUGCAGAGUACUGCACCCCGUAACCCCAUGACGCAUUUAACACAUGGCUCGCCUGGAGAUACCAAGCAUAGUGGUGUAUAAAGGAAGCAGGUCGCAAGAUCGACCUGAGAGUCCCACGGUGGUGGUGCGAGGAGGAAUGCCCUCACUGCCAUCGCCCAGGCAAGGCCUCGCCAUAAGUGGUGGCUCCGGUGGUGCGCUUCACCAAGACGCCUUGGAGUCGGAUAUGAUAGACGGGAAUGCCAACGUCGGCACCUCCUCGGCAACGAAUACGUUCCACCGUCCCCCGCCUUCCUGUCCGCCGCCCGACAAAUCGGACACCGAGAGCAAAAACUUUCGCAAUCGGACGAACACGAAACUAAAGCUGUUGGUCAGAAGCCAUGCCAUGAGAGAAUCGACGUCUCCCCCGCGGGAGCCACACGGCAACGGUUCACCGUCGCCGCACAGUCCACAAUCGGUGGACGGUGAGAAGAAGAUCGUGUGCGAUCACCUCUCGCCCAACUCCAACGGUGCCAAGCUCAAUAACAACGAGUCCAUGUUCAACAGCAAUCUCGGUCCCGCUCAAUCCCCCAAGCAAAUGCGCAACACGGCGACUUCGCCGACCUGUCGGACACCGUCGCGAAAUGGUCAAUCUAGUCCCUCUCAGAUACAUUCACCAAAGAGCAUCACCUCUCCGACUAACGGCAAUAAGUUGGAGAACCAUCGCUCCAAGUUUGUGAGUGCGAAUAACAUUCAAAAAUGCAAUAACUGCGUGAAGAACAAUCAAAAUGAGCGACCGGGUUUGCUGCAAACUCCAUUGUCGCCCUCCAAGUCCGGUCAAGCAUUGCAGCACUCGCCGAAGAGCACCAAUCUCGCGCCGAACGCGCAAAACAAUCAGCACAAAUCCGAGCAACGCAGGCCGAAUACAUUGAACAUUUGCAAUAAUCAAUGUUCAGCGCAAUGUGGCAACACGCUCUCGGUGAGCAGGCCCGGGUCCAGGCACAAAUUAAGACAUCAGAAUUCUUCUCAGGGCAGUUACGAUAGCGCAUCACCAUGUCUCUCGCGCGAUAGCAGCACGGAACUUUAUACAGAUAGCACAGGGAUAGAUCUCGAACAGUUCAUUGCGGAGACUAUAAAUCGCAAUCAAAAGGAUCGCACGGUGCUGCUAAAGAUUGAGAAAGAUCUAAUCGAUUUUGCGAGGGACCGACAAAAAGUUUCUCACAAAUUUCCAAAUAUGUCAUCGUACAACAGAAUGCUUGUGCAUCGAGUGGCAGCUUAUUUCGGCAUGGAACAUAACGUAGAUCAGUCGGGUUUAAGUGUUAUCGUCACACGAACUAAAAACAUGCGAAUACCGGAUACUCGCUUUAGAGAGCAUAUCAGGGAUGACAUGAUUUUGUCAGAAGAGCCGCGAAGAAGUAUUUUGAAGCGAGAUUCGAGCUCAUUCGAAGAUAGCUUCAAUUUCAAAUCGCCGGACAGAUUGUCGGGCGAUUAUUGUCGGCGCAGUAAAAGCUUCGAAGAGCGGGAGGAAGAGUAUGAGCGCGCCAGGCGAAGGAUAUUCAAAGACAGUAGCGGCGAGAGCAGCGAAGUCACAUCUUGGCCAUGGUCUUCGACGGAAAGUUCAGAUGUCUCGGCGAGGUAUCGCUUGCUACAUCCCUCAGAUCACAUAAUGAGGCAUAACCGACUGCUAAAAGGCGAAUCUUUCGAUGGGAGAGACUCGUUUCGCGGCGCGGUAUUGCGUCCAUCUGUUUCUAAAUCAUUCAGUUUUGGUGGAUAUACUAAAGGCAUGCUGUCAAGAGGAGAUAGUGUCACGUCCACGCAUAGCGCAGGCGCUCGCCUCAUGAAACAAGAUUCGGGGGCCAGUAUGUGUUCACGUUUGAGUCCAAGCCGCUCGAGCAGCGGUUAUAAAUCGCAGAGUCAGCGCAGUGAUGCGACGAUAUCGCCAUCACCAUCGCCGUCUCCUGUACCGGCCAUGAUGACGUGUAGUCACACUCAAGUAUCUAGUCAAGAUCUAGCCUCACCAGAAUCGAAUGGUGGUCAAACGGUUAUGUGGGCAGUUAGUAGUUUGUCGAGCGUGCCACCUGGCAGUAUAAUAAUAAAUCCGCAAACCAAUCAACCGUGCACGAAUCCAGACGGUUCGAUCUAUCGUUUCGAUCCGGAUAAUCUACCAAAGUUUUAUACCAUCGAAAACGAACACAAUAUGUCGUCCGCGAUUAAUAAGCAACAACACACGGAACUAUCUCCCGAGCCAUCCAGAGCACCGAGCGGCAAUUCCAAGAAUGACAGCAGGAAGCAACAACGUUCAUCGCAAUCGAAGAUGAAUACAGUUAGCGCAUCUGGAACUCAAGUGACGAAUACAGCGACAUCGCCGAGUCUACCAUUUACACCACCACCACCACCACCACCACCGCCUCCUCCUCCCCCUCCUCCUCCACCUCCUGCUCCUGCUCCUGCUCCUGCUCCGCAAAACGCAUCCAUUCCGCAACAACAGCAACAAAUGCAGCAGCAACCACAAUCACAGCAGCAAAGUCUAGUCAAAUCGUCAACAACAAUGCAGACGUGUAGUCAUACUAACCAAAUAGCUCAGCAAUCGUACGCGACCUACAUACCUACCUCAGAACCGUACAACCAGGGUGUUUAUCCGCCUCAUAUGGGGCAACCAACUGUGAUGAUGGCACCUCAUCCGACUCAGGGUCAAGCGAGCAUGCAGAACGGCGGUCAAGGGGAUGUCUUCAAUCAGAGUCAGGUCUAUGCCAAUUAUGCGGUACCUGUACAUCAAGGACCAAUACCACAAUCAGGGGAUGUGACCGAAUUAUCUGGGUAUUUCUUGGGAAUGAACAUAUACGAUCAACGUGGCAGUGGGGAUAGCCAUCCGACAACUCCGCAUUCUACGUAUCCACAACCGCCGCCACCUACGAACCAGACUGUACAAAACAUGCAGACGAUACAACCGAAUUAUUGGCAACCAUCGCCAAAUCAAAUACCACCUCAACAGACCAUGUACUUUAUGCCUCCACCUGGAACGGCUAUCUCUGUCGGUCAAAAUCCGGGAGACAGGCAACAAUUACAUCAACAACAAAGAUUUUCGACGAAUUAUUCCUUCAACACGCAAACGAUGACGCCUCCGAGCCAAACAAAUUCUAAUUAUGUGGGCACUUACCCGGUACCUUACAAUUCGAUGCCGGCAGUAACCCCGACACCGAGCGAUUAUACGUAUCAACCUCCGGUCCAUAUGGUUCCUACGUAUUAUCCGCCAGCACAACCGACGAUGCAACCGCCGCCCGUAAUGUACAGAGUACCUACACCACCAAAUACUCCGACAUCCAAUCAGAUACCUAUGCCGUUGAUGUACGUCAACUCGAGUAGUUAUGCGACCCCGGCGAUGGUAUCCGGUGGAACAUUUGGUCAUCAAGUCGCUCACAAUGGCACAUCCCCGGCGCCGCCUAGCGCAUAUAUGACACCUACACUGGUUCCCAAUCUCGUCUUCAGACAAAACGUUCCUGUCGUUUCCGGUGUUCGAGCGACAACGCCAGGUAACUCUCAACGAGCUAGUCGAUCGCCAACUCCGGCACACGAGCUCUUCGGAGGUGGAAGCGGAGACAGAAGCGCACAACCUCAACCACGUUACCCACUGCCAAUGUAUCAGGGUGUCCAUAUCGUACAAGGGGAUAUGAGAUUGAUGCAUCCUGGCGUACCAACCAACCCCCGGUUGCAGUAUGCACCAGUAUCAUCACCGCCUGUUGUUCAAGGUUGCCCGCGACCGUACAGGCCGCCCUCUUAUUCGUCUAACACCUCGGGGGCCGGCACGCCGACUUCCUUCGAUGGCAGAAAUCAGAAGAUUCGCAAACAGAGGUCCAAAGUAAUGUCUUUGCCACCGAGCGGCGCACGGCCCAAUCUCUAUCAGGCGCCUUCCAUGCCAUCACUCUCGUCAAACGUACCCAAAGAUAUCAGAGAAGCAAAACCUGUGGAAGACAGUAUGAUAUAAGGAACGGUAAAGGUGACAAUUACCCGUCGAAACCAGCUGGUACAAUUUUGAGUAAGCGAGCCGAUAGGAUAACAUACCUGAUAACCCAGAGUCACAGUCCUGAUUAUCCAACAACCGAGAUUAGCAAUCUACUUUAUUUAUUCAGAAAUACUAUA